AUGGUUUUUACAAGUAACUUAUCGAUUAUAAAUGCGCGUUAAACACUUCAAAAUUGGCAAGACAACUUCAAUGCCCCUUUUCACAUCAAACUGCAUGGUAUUUACUAUGAAUAGCACUUCCUUUAAAUGCAAAGGUCUCUCAGAUUCUAUGAGAAAAAUGUCUAUAUUCUGAAUCAAAAGGCUCUACGAAUCUAGCAUUGGUUCUUUAAAACUCUUUCAAGAUUACCGCUAUAAUAGAAAAAAAGCACAGUCACAUAGAUGAAGACUUCAUCCUUAUAAAAUACAGAUAUAACCUAGACAAGGUCCUCAAGUCCCGAGCCAUAAGUCAUUCAAGUGAGGAAAAAAUCACCAUACAAGAACAUCACAGUGGUAGGUUCCUCUCCAGACAAGAUUUAGUAUGAGAGAGUGGAGUAAUCUCUGAAUCAUGAUGUGGUAUUUCAGACUAAAGUGGUAUAAAAACAGCCUAGACGAAAAAAUUAACAUUAGGAUGAGGUCUCAAAUAGUAAUACUAUUAGUAGUAUAAUUGAGAAUAAUUAGUCUUUAAGCUAGCACCAAUAACAAUUAGCCUAGCCAGAAGGUAAAUUGAGAAAUUUAAAGAUUUAACAACAGAGUUUUAUGAAAAGACAGUAGUAGGAUAAGGAUUCAGUUAAAUAUGCUAUGAAUCAAAACCAUUAAACCAUUGGUAGCUUUAUCAAAACAGAACCAACUAGUUCCUUUACUAAUGCCUCUUCUUCUCAUAAUAGCAUAAGUAUGUUUAAGAAAUCUACUUUAGACUCUAAUUUCCAAGCUGAAAGCUUCAAUGAAUCAAACGGCACUCAAAUGAAUGUAAAUGAGUUCAAGAGAGUUAGAACUGUUGCUGAAAAGAAAAAAGAUUAAAUAAAACCUUAUAAGAAGGAUGAGAUUAGAGCUGAGGAUACUCUUAAUAAGAUAGAUAAGCUCCUCUAAACGACAGAAAAUCUAACAAAUCUUAGAAAAUUACUUGGUGAAAGUCAACUGAACUCUAGUAAAAGUACUAAAAUCAUAGUAAAUAAAGAUGAGACUUAGCAAGCAUCUGGCCAUUCAAUCCCUAUAAAGACAACUAUAAAUACCUAGACUUUAUCAUCUAAGCUGAGCAUUAUAAAAUCACCUUCAAACUAAAUAUGUCUGAAGAAACCUAUUAUUGCUCUUGCAAAUUAAUAAGAGGUGUAAAUCUAGAAGUAAAAGAGUGUUAAGGUACUUUAGUAAGUUAUCCCUAAUACAAACUAUAAUUCAGAAAACACCAACAGAUCCAACAGAUAAUCAAACUAAAUGAAGUCCAAUGAGAAAAGCAUCAAAGAGUAAAAAGAAAAAACAGAGAGCAGACUUGAGAAAUACAAAAAUCAAACUCCUAGAACUGGAAGUAACUAAAAGGCUGCUGGAUCUACUCUGAAUAGUCAUCGAUCAAAUAAUAAAAAAAAUUCGCCUUAAGUGAACUAGACAUCAAUAAAACACAGUCCUUCCCCAACUUAAAAGCUAGAAAGAAAAUAUUCGGAACCAGGAAAAUUGACUAUGAGCAGGUAAAGUUCUGAGUUGAAAAUGAGACUUCAGAAUGUUGAAUCUAGAGUCCAUCAAGAAACUAAGUCAAUCAAAGCUAAGUAUGGUUCAAGAACACAUUCAAAUGAUAUAUCUGUGACUCAAAAAGGAAAGUUUAGGACUCCUUCAUCAUCUCCACCGAAGAAUCAAGCUUAACUUAAAAAGGAGGAAAAGGAAUAGAUGAAAAAGUGCUUCAGCUAAACAAUAAUUGAAAAUAAAAGCAAGUAGCAAUAGAUUUCUAGAAAUCAACAACAGCAUUAUUAGACAGAGAUUGAGCCAUAAAAGACUACAGAGUUAGUCUAGUUCACUAAAAGAUUGAGUUCCUAGCAUUCAUAAAGCUCAGAUAGUUUUACUAAGAACUAACGUCGACCAAGAUCUGAACGUCAAAAAUCUCAAUCUAUAGAGCAGCCUAACUAAAGUUAAAAUGAGGACUCUAUCAUAUAAUAACUUUAACCACCCUAGCCCACUCUUACUAAUUACGUGCAACUCCCUCAAAUACUAUAUGAAUGGAAUAUGAACAGCAUAAUCUUUGAAGAGUAAAAUGAAUUCAGUGAAUCCAAGGAGAUGAAAAGCAUAGAAAUUAUGGCUAAUUUGAGAAUAAAUUUGGCAUCACAAGAUAUCCCUAGUAAAAAAAUUGACUUCUAUCAGAGUAUAAACAAUAACAACCAUCAGGAGAGUACACCUGUGAAUUAAGAUCACACUCCUUAGCACUUUGACAUACUCAGCAGUACACAUGAGAGAAGAUUAACAGGAAAUGGAAACGAGGAGAACAAGAGCAGCAAGUUAUUCAAUGAAUCGAUUCAUUUUUACUCAGAAAUGAAUCAAGAAGGACUUGACAAUGAGGAAGAGACUCCUCAUAAAUACACUUCCCCUUAGAUUUCAAACAUACAGUUUAUUCAAUCACCCUCUUAAGUAUCUGAUAACACUCUGAAUGUUUAUGAUCUAGAAAAACCAAUUGAUCAAAAUAAGUAACUUGCCCCUACUCCAAAGCCAAAUCAAAGAAAUGACUUCGUCCUAGACUACUAAACUGACUCUAUAUUCAAGCAAGACAGUAAUUAUUCAUAAAGCAAUGCUGAUAAUGACCUUGAUAAGUAUAUGUUUUCACCAUCUUUAUCUCAAUCUGAUACUGAUCAAAAUAGCAAGCAAAGAUAAAAAGAAUUCAAAAGACUUUAGCAAGCCAAACCUGAUGGCUUAAGACAUUCAAACAACCGAAGUGCCGCUUAGACUGUGAAGAAUUUACUCUAAUCAGGAGCACUAUCUUCAGCCUUAUCACCUGUAAAGAAUGAUGGAUAGCAAAGAAUAGUAGAGAUCAAAUAAUUAGAUGAUGAAAGUGAGAGCGAAAACAGCAAGGGAGAGGACAGUUUUGGGGCAUGCAAUAAUAAGUUAGUUUAUAUAUUCAACUGA
Stylonychia lemnae is the source of this 2955-nucleotide messenger RNA. Lineage: Eukaryota; Ciliophora; Spirotrichea; Sporadotrichida; Oxytrichidae. The record is from the annotation of a GenBank genome assembly.